Molecule: messenger RNA, 8535 nt
Organism: Hydractinia symbiolongicarpus
Lineage: Eukaryota; Metazoa; Cnidaria; Hydrozoa; Anthoathecata; Hydractiniidae
Exons: 30
Coding region: 252-7799 (2515 amino acids)
Biological process (GO): cytokine-mediated signaling pathway
Cellular component (GO): external side of plasma membrane; signaling receptor complex
Molecular function (GO): cytokine binding; cytokine receptor activity
Source: RefSeq, a predicted model, not a curated record
UAGAAUUGUUUUAUCAUGAUGUCAAAUGUAAAAAUGGUUUCAAUUUGGCCCUAUCAGAGGAGCCAUGUGCCUGUUACGAUGAAAAUCUUCGCCAUCAGACAGCCAGUUGUGAAAAUGCAUUUGCACAGGGUAUUUUUAAAGAUGCUCUUGUAUACAUCCCAUUUGACUAUGAAACAACAACACAGUCUGACAAAGGUGAAUUCAGAUUAACUUAUCAAAGUAGUGGUAAUGUGAGUUUGAAACCAGGACCAAUGGAUUAUGCAGCUUGUGUAAGUAAUCAGUUUUCCAAGAUUGGUUCUGUUGCAACUCCAUGUUCCGGUGAUUUUUCCACCUGCACAGAAAAAUACGUCAUUGGAUUUUGGUUUUAUGUUUCUCACCAAGAAACCUCAAUAGAACAGAGUAAAGUGUUUCGAUUCGGUGAUAUAUCUAUGCAGGUAACAUAUUCAUCAAGCGAAGCAACCAUUGCUGCUCAGACUAACAUUCAAUGGAAUGGCGAAAUUUGCUUUUUUACAACAUUACCAUUAAACUCAUGGAUUUACGUAAACGUAGAACUAAGUUCUUCAAACGUAAGCAUAUUUCUAAAUAGUGUUCGUAUUGCUAACAGUGAAGGUUGCAGCUACCCAUCUGGAAGUAAAAAUGAUGUAAUGGUAUUAUCAAUUGGAUCAAACGUUUGUAUUGAUGAUUUUUCUAUUUUUUCUGUUCCCAAUUCAUAUGCUGAUGCAGAAGUUAUUUACAAUUGGUACUUGUUUGGAAGCACAACAGAUUACCGAAAGUAUGUACAGAUUAAACUCAUUAUUUUCUCCCAAGAUUUUUAUCAACCUGCUAAUUAUAACACUGAGGAAAAAGACUUUAUAUAUCAAUCUGUACAUCUUAUGUUAAAACAUUUCUUCAGUCAAUACUUCACUAAACCAACAAUCAGAUACAUUGGUUAUAAACCAGUUCAAUUGGUGAAAAUCAAUCCCACCAGAACCACCAAAGUUGGUUUACUGGUUUUGUUAUCAUACCUACCACAUAAUAUUGAAAAUGCAUUUUACACAAUACCAACUCAAAGUUUUGCACACGAUGGCAGAGAAUACUUAAUUAUGAGAGAUUAUGAUAAAGCUUCAACUAUUGGAGUGCUACCAACACCAUUGAAAUUUACAGCUACACCACUGAACUCAUCUACUGUUACGCUUAAGAUAAAUAACCAUGUUGAAGACGAAAGAUAUCAUGUUGGUUUUUUAGUAAAUAUUACCAGUUAUUAUUUGAUAGAUUCUCUAUCAAUCCACCACCAUUUUGUAAAAUAUUUUAAAACUGGCCGAUUAAAACUGUUUCUUUUCAACCUUUCACCAUACAAGAAAUACGAAAUCGCCUUAUGGAGCUUGACCCAUCAGGGUAUCGGACCAAGAGGAAAGCAGGUUCUCCACACACCUAUUGAUGUUAAUAUCAUCCCACCACAAGAUGUUGGUGCAUUUAACACCAGUCAUACCUCAAUAGAAGUUGAAUGGUCGAUGUAUGAUAAUAUAACACAUUGGAACAGCGAGAAUAUGACAAUCAGAAUAUAUUGGAAAAAAGUUGAUUUUAAUUACAAUAACACACAAAAAAGUUUCUCAUCAUACGAUUAUGCAGAUAUGCACUCAACCUUAAGAAAUUUCAGCGAUUUUAGCUAUGGAGAUGAUGUUAUAACUUCAUAUGAAAUAACAGGUUUAGAAGCUUUUACUAAUUAUAGCAUUUUGGUUGCAACAGUAAACGAUGCUGGAGUUGGUGCUUUCGCUAGUAUGUUCUGUAGAUCUGACCAGUGGUUGCCAGAAGAAGCACCCAACAUUUUGUUGUUAGAGUUAAUAUCUCCUGGCGUUGUAUUUAUUCGAUGGAAUUACACAGAAGACAUUGAAAUUUUUAACUCGUGGGAAAUGUCUGGUUAUAACUUGACAAUUGAACCAUUAUAUCCCAGUUUGUCUCAAUCAGUAGCUUUUACAUCAUUGUUACUAUACAAACAAGAUAUGUUUAAUUCAUCUGUCCUUGAUUAUUUUAACUUGUUUAAAGUAACUAUAUUUGCCUUUAAUGAAAUAGGAAAUGGACCUACAGCCCAAAUUUGUUUUGCUACAGGACAAGAAGUGCCAAAUUAUUACCUAUCUAUUGUCAAGCUGAUCAACAAAACACACAAUUCCAUAAAUAUAAGAUUUGGUCAAGUUCCUCGCGAGAACGAGAACGGUAUAAUAACCCAUUAUGUAAUUAACUACAGACCAACCGAUUGGAAAAGUACUUUUAUUAACGUAAUAAAAAAUCUCACUCAUACCUCAGAUGAGUGGAACUAUUGGAAACAAAUGUCAAACGUUAAUGUGUCAUGUUCUAUGAAGCAACCACCAAACUCCUCGAAAGUAGUCGAUUUAAAUUUUACCGGUCUCUAUCCUUUUACAAAUUACGAAUUCAAUUUUACACCUUGCACCAUGGUAAAUUGCUCUAACAUGCAGCGUACCGUUGUGUUUCGAACAGCGGAGACAUAUCCCUCGUGUGCACCUAACUUCACAAUGUCGAAUACAUCUUCAUCGUCAUCUCUGUUUAUUACAAUCGGUCCACUUGGACAUUUUUGUAUGAAUGGUAUUUUAAGGUUUUAUCAUGUCGUUUUUCUGGAGAGUGAGUUGUAUGGAGAGAGAAUUUAUAAUUUAUUACUAAAUGAUAUUCUAAAAGAAAAUGUGGAAAAUUUGACUGUGAAUACGCAUACCGCAACAGGAUUAAAGAAAUAUUGGAAUUACACUGCUGUUGUGUAUGUUGAGAACAGUAUUGGUAAUGGGCCACACAGUUUUAAAUGGGCUGUGACUGCUCAAGAUGCUCCUGAUGGCCCACCUACGAACAUAUCUGGAUAUGCAAACAGUAGCAGUUCGAUCACCUUAAAUGUCACAUUACCUAAACGAGAACACAGAAAUGGCAUCAUCCGAGGUUACAAAGUUCAUCUUUUGAAUUUGAUUAACUUAACAGCGCAUGAGGUGGUGUUUGACGUUAUUGAUGAACCAGCAUCCAUAUUAGUAGUGGAAAAUUUAAAUUUUUUUACCUCGUAUGAAAUCAAAGUGAGAGCAUUUACAAAAGUAGGUGACGGACCUUACACUUCUGAUGCACCAUUUUUAUUUUCUCUCAUACUAAAAACAUUUGAGGACGUUCCUACUGCUCCACCUUCAAAUGUUAAUGUCACGUCAGUAACUUCGGACAGCGUGACUGUUACAUGGCAAAAAGUGCCGAGUGACUUUCAAAAUGGUAUUUUAAACUCGUUCCAGUUAGAAAUAUCUGGAAUAUUGGCGAAUAAUACGUUACAUACUCUUCGACCACCUAACAUCAGUUUUUUGGAUUACCUGGAUGAUUAUAGAAGUUCGAUUUCUGCUUUGUUUCCAUAUACACAAUAUAAUGUUUCUGUACAAGGAUGCACCACUCCCGGAUGUGGAAUGAAAGGCUGGUUACAGUUUACUACAGAUGAAAUGGCACCCAUUGGAAAAAUACAGUUUCUCCAACAAAUAAAUAUGGACAUAAAAGAGAGCUUGCAUUUCAAUUGGUCUGAUAUUAACCCAAUGAAAAAAAGGGGAGAAAUUACUUUCUUCAUAUCUUACAAUAAACAUGAAAAACCGUGGGAAGAAUAUAAUGAGUUUUCUACAACAUUCACUGUUCCUGGUAAUCAGCUGAGCGCAUCAAUUUACAACUUAAAUAAUUAUACUUCAUAUCGAAUAGCAAUUUAUGGCAUAGGAAGAAAAGGAAUUGGACCUUUGGUGACAAGUGAUAUGCGAACAUCUGAAAAUGUUCCAUUAUAUUCUCCACAAAUUACAUUUGCAAAUAACAUUAGCAGUUCAGGAAUAAAUGUGAAAUUUACGAAACUACCUCAAUCAUCGUGGCAAGGUGAACUAUUAGGUUACCAUGUUUAUUACCAACAUGCAGAUGAACCUACCAAUUGCACCGCUGGACAGAUAUGUAAGAAUAUGGAGUUUAAAGAUUGCAUUGGCGAUGAUAUAAAUACUUGUGAUGUUACAGAACUCGAUCUGUAUACAAACUACAGUGUAUGCAUUGCUGGUUACACUAGUGCUGGAGUAGGACCGAUGAGUAAAUGUGUUUAUGUAAUUACAGAUACAUUUGUUAAUGGUAAUUGGACGGAAUGGAGUGAAUGGGGAAACUGUGAUAGGAGCUGCGCAAAUGGCACUGAGACUAAGUUACGAUUUUGUAUUAACCCAAUACCAGCAAGGGGUGGAGCCAAUUGCUCUGGCUUAGAUGUUGAACAAAGACUAUGUAAUGAUUUUCCUUGUCCAGGUUUCUAUCUUGCAAAACCUUUAACUGAUUGUACAGAAACAUGUGAGAAUCUUGGAAGUAAAUUUGCGUGCUCUGAUAUUAUUGAUACGGAGAAUACAACGCAUGUAUUUGAAACAUCUAUCAGUGGAUAUGAUUAUACUGAUAUACAGGGCGUGACUUGUUCUCCUGAUGAUUCUCAAAAGACAUUUUCGAAAGAAUAUGACCCAUCUUUCUUUUUUAAUAAAAAUAUUUGUUCUGGAUACGCACGGGUUCCUGGUCGAAUUAAAUGUUCCACUGAUGGCAAGUUUAGUGAAGGGAUUCGACGACUCUGUUAUUGCGUCGAUAUAGAAGCAAUGUCUUACACAUCCUGGGCUAUAUGGAGCCCUUGUUCCGUCUCUUGUGGUCGCGGUGUGUUUCGUCGAUUUCGUACAUGCUUGCUAGAAAGUGGUUGCAACAAAACAGUAGAUAUCAAAGACUGCAAUACACAACUGUGUCCAGUUGAUGGUCAGUGGAGUGCGUGGACAGGAUUCGGAAAAUGUUCCAAAUCAUGCGGUCUGGGAAGUAACACUCGAAACAGAUAUUGUAAUUCACCACCUGCAUUAUUUGGAGGAAAGAAAUGUGAGGGAAAAGACUCAGAAUCUAUUGAUGGAUGCAACCCAAAUCCAUGCCCAAGAGAUGGUCACUGGAGUGAGUGGUCGGCUUUACGGCCGUGUAGUCGACCGUGUGGUGCUGGUGGUGUACAAGUAAAACAACGUUAUUGUAACAAUCCAGAGCCAUUGUACGGUGGAGACUCCUGUAAUGGGCCAGACGAAAUUCAAUAUCCAUGUAAUGAAGAUGUGUUGUGCAGAGAAAUUGGAGUAAACUUCUUGAUAAAGAUGACCAACGAGACUUGGCAUUACACUAUUCAUUACGAUAACUCUGUCAAAGGGAGAAAAGUCCGAAGUCAUCUGAUUAACGAGGUGAUGGCUGUUAUGUCAAAUAGUUCUGUUGGUUUAUCUGUAGUUAGUGAUGUUGUAGUGAAUGAAAUGAGUCGUGGUAGUGUCAUUGCAAAUUUUACUGUCUUCUACCGGGUCAACUCGUUCGUCGAAACAUUGAUUUUACAAAAUGCUAUUGAUGAUAUCGGCUUUAUAAACACCACUCCUGUUCAAAUGCUAUCUAUAACAUCGCACAAUGUGCCAUAUAACGCUCCUAAGUUCACAGCGACUUCUACUGUAUUUGACAAGAUUUUUGUCAGUUGGGAAAAUGAUAUUGACUGGGCAAUUCCAGAACAAUUUUCAAUGUAUUACGUUUUUUAUCGCAAUUUGACUGUUCCCAAUGUGAAUUGGACAUCGCUUGGUACUGUGAAUACAACUAUAGAGAUAACUGAUCUGAAAGGUGACACCCUGUAUGGGAUUCGUUUGAUAGCUGGAAUAUCUGAUGCCAAUGGUAUUGCAUCAAUGGAACUAAAGGUUCGGACAGCUGAAGGAGUUCCAAAUAUCGCUCCACCAAAUUUCAUUUAUCAAGAAAUGAGCCCAACCUCAAUAUUUUUGGAUUGGGAUGAGAUACCGAAAAAUAAAGUCCCAGGAACUUUGCUCGGUUAUAAAAUUGUUUAUAAAAGAUUGGAUAGUAAUUUAACUCGUGACACAACAACUGCAGCCAAUAUGUUACAGAGAACAUUAAAUAAUUUAAAACCCGCUUCCUGGUAUCUUUUUACGAUUUAUGGUUACACCGUCGCUGGCAAUGGUCCAGUUUCUUUUAUUACCUUUAAAACGGCUUAUGAUGCACCUGGAGUCCCUCCACCCGAUGUCUCUUGGGAGGAUAGAUUUUCAUCAUAUCGAAUAAAAAUAACUUGGAAUCCCAUACCAGCAGAAGAGGAAAAUGGUUAUGUAGUUGGAUAUAAGAUGGAAUACGUUCUUGUACGUCAAGCAGAUAUAGACGUGACAGUAGGUGAGACGCUAUCAGUAAAAGAAGUGGAUCGCUUCACAUUCUCUGCGUAUAUAGAUGACUUAUCCCCUUACUCGAUGUAUAAAUUCAAAAUCUUUGCGUUUGCUAAAGAAGGAGAUGGCCCAGCCUUUACCUUUACAGCAGAAACAUGCAGAUGCCCUGAAUACAUUUAUUCGAAUUUCCAUAGUUUGCAACCAUACAUUUAUCAUGAUAGAAGUAAAGGCAAGGACAUUCAAGGUUUUUUUCCACAGCUAUUAACAACCAUAUUAAAAGAGGUGUGCACGAAUUGCAAAACAUAUACUGUUCCAAAAAUUUACUUUGAUCGAACGUUAACUGGUCAUUCUGCAGAGAAGCAGAAUGCACAACACAUGAAAGAAGACAUCGGAUCAACUGUGCAGUUAAACAUGCCCGUAUAUGGCAAAUUUGCAGUGAGAAAAUACGCUGGUAUCUAUCCAUACAUAGGUAUUGUAAGAACGCAAGGAAGUGCAGCUAUUAUGUACAAUCAAAAGGUGAGAAGAUAUCAGAUGAAAGACUUGUUAAGAAAUGUAUUUGCAUCAUGGACAAUCGUUGCAAUAAUGGUACUGUUGUCCAUAAAAUUUGGACUGUUACUAUGGUUUACUGAACAAUGUUCUUCAACAAGUAAUUUUACGUUAAGUGACUGUCGAAAAGGAGCUUUACAAGGAAUGUGGAUGGCAUUUGUAACAAUUGGUACUGUAGGAUAUGGAGAUUAUGUACCAACCACGCGUUUGUCCAAAGUUUUGACAAUAUGCUGGACAUUGAUUGGCCUGAUCACGACGAGUAUUUUUAUUGCAUCAAUAUCAACAAACUUAGUGUCAAGUAAUUUACAACAAGAAGUUAAAUUGUAUGGUGUUGAAGUUGCUGUUAUUCCUGGGACUGCAGAGUAUAGUUUAGCUGUUGCACGAAACGCAAAGAUUUACAACGUAAGUCGACCAAUGCAUGUAUUAGAAGCUGUCAACAAAGAUAUAGUUUCGAUUGGUCUGCUCGAUGCAUUAACAGCAACUAGUUACAGUGACUACUUAAAGAAAAUGACUCUUACUGUAAAGAAAAUAUUUGACACAAGCAGUGGGUAUGGAACAGUGUUGUCGGGAGGCUUGGAAAGCCUUGAAGACGAUGUUCGCAGUUAUGUUGACGCAAAUCAGGGGAGCAUUAGUGCGUUCAUUAACAGUCAGACAGAUGUUUUAAAACCCAAUGUAACCAUUCUUAAGACAGAAUUAAUCGCAAAAGCUGAAUUGGUUGACUUCUCAAUUAUGUUGUGUUAUGUUUUCCUUGCUUUUUGCGCGUUUGGAAUUUCUGUAUGGUUGUGUUGUCUUAAAAGAAACAGGGCGAAGAAGAUUCAACCUAUAGUUUCAAGGGAUGUAAUGGUGAAAAAAGAAUUAACACAAGAUAUAAACGACUUUGCGCACAAUUUUAAAAGCCGUGUAAAGAAGAUGGAUGAGAAACAUUUUGGUGAACUGUCUCGUCUGCAAGUCUUACGAACAAACUUCAUGCGACUUAUGAAAAGACAUGGCCAUACAGAAAAAGAAGUGAAUGAUCGAUUUGAAGCAAUACGAAGAAAGCACUUGAAAAAAAUUAGUAAAAGAAAUAGAUUAAAAUAUUUGGAAACAAAUAUUUAAUAGAUUUUGCACGUGUCAGCACUUGUAGCACGGACGGAUGUUUGUUUCCCUGACUUUUUGGUCCUUUUCUUCACUGCUAAUAAAAUUGUAUGACAAUCGGUUUAAUAAAUUGAGAGAUGAUAUGCCUCAUAUCACUUUAUUAAAGUAUAUUAAUAAUAAAAAAUAAUUUUUUAAUUUUUUGUAAUUUUUAUGCAACAAAAAUGAUAUUUGGUUGAAAGUUUUUGUCAAGAAAAUUCAGGACUAAGUUUGCAAUUGAAAUGUUUUUUUAUUAUUCAGUUGUAUGAUUAUUUUAUAAUUUUCACAUUUUAAAUGUUUUCCAAGAAGAAGCAUAAAAUAUAUCACUGUAGCUACAAUACAAUGAAACAUUUUGGUGAACUUUCUCGUCUGCAAGUCUUACGAACAAACUUCAUGCGACUUAUGACAAGACAUGGUCAUACUAAAAAUAAAGUGAAUGAUCGGUUUGAAGCAAUACGAACGAAGAGCGUCAAGAAAAUUAGAAAACAUCGCAAAAGAUUGAAAUAUUUAGAAACAAGUAUUUAAUUACGCACGCCAAUAAAUGUAAAAAAAUAUACAUUGUUAGACUACAAUGUCUGUAUGAUUAUGACAAUGUUAAAACGACUGUUGGUCUGCUGAUAAUGCACGUUUUAUAUAUUUAAUUCUUUGUUUAUUUUUAUCUCUUUGACUUAAAUUGGUGAACAUGCACAUUUAUACAUGAAGAAAAAAAUUACUGAGAUUU